This is a messenger RNA of Verticillium alfalfae VaMs.102, 1008 nucleotides long. RefSeq lists its product as hypothetical. Bases 1 to 1008 code for a protein of 335 amino acids. Lineage: Eukaryota; Fungi; Ascomycota; Sordariomycetes; Glomerellales; Plectosphaerellaceae. Gene Ontology annotation, cellular component: nucleus. Gene Ontology annotation, molecular function: DNA-binding transcription factor activity, RNA polymerase II-specific; RNA polymerase II cis-regulatory region sequence-specific DNA binding; copper ion binding. Gene Ontology annotation, biological process: intracellular iron ion homeostasis; intracellular copper ion homeostasis; positive regulation of transcription by RNA polymerase II. The transcript has 3 exons. The record is from RefSeq and is a predicted model, not a curated record.
AUGCUCAUCGACGGCGAGAAGUUUGCCUGCGAGGCCUGCGUUCGAGGCCAUCGCGUCAGCAACUGCCAACACUCUGAUCGCCCCCUGCAGCACAUCAACAAGAAGGGCCGGCCCGUGUCGCAAUGCCAGCAUUGUCGCUCCAUGCGCAAGUCUCGGGCGGCCCACGUCAAAUGCGACUGCGGCGAGAAGACGAGCAACGCUGGCAGCCUCGGGAGCCACUCGCCCGACGGUCUGCCCGAUGGUAAGGAGCCCCUUGGCCGUGCGCGCGCCAUCUCGACCCAUCACCAGCGCCGCGUCAAGUCGGAGGCUGCGUCGCCCCUCCUCAACGGAGCUUCGGGUCUGCACCAUCUCAACGGGCAAUUGCCACCACUUGAUCUCUCUGGCAUCGAGUACCCACCAUACGUUCCCAACAGCACAUUCGACAUGUUCGGCGGCUCGGCCUUCUCCGAGCACGACGGUCCCAUUUUCAGUGCCGGCCUCAGCACGGCCGCCUCCGUGGACUGGAGCCAUAUUGAGCUGUCAGACAAGGGCGACAACUUUGCGCCCUCGAGCUACGGCCAGGCCUGCAGCCAGAGCUUCAGCGGCAUGUACGACUGGGGCACUGGGUCGGAGCAGGCCCCAACACUCGGCGGCACGACGUCGACAUCGGGCGAGGUGUCAGAGGUGGAGGACAACUUCAUCUCGGGUGACCUCGAGUUUGAGCCGUUCGGCCAGGGUGACUAUCUCCGUUCGGGGCAGUUGUAUCAGACGCCGGGCACGGCCGAUCUCAGCAGCAUCGGCUACGAUAACUUUGUGAAGGACUCGACGAAACAGUUUGGCCUCGCGACGUCGUCUUCCUACGACGACGCGGGACCAGUAGCCGGGGCUUCGUACAACUUUGAGAACGACCCCGUCUUUUGGGGCCAGCAGUUCAAUGACGGCAUCGCCACGUACGGCGGCGCCACCAACAACGAAUCGACAGACCGCGUUGCCCUCGGGGCCGAGACUUGGACCAGGAACGCUCAAUAA